AUGGUCCAACAACGAUCCGGCCCAACUCCCACCGAGGAGUCGCCACUCCUUGCAAAGCCCAAAAAACAUGCCAACGGCCACGCAGACAGCAAUAGUACGGGAUACGUCUCGAUCGGAAGCUCGUCCUUCUCCGACGAGGAGAGCCAGGGCGUCGGCGAGGUCGAGGAGAGCUCGCCUGGCGGGCGCCAUGUGGCUGCCGUUAUUGGAGUUCUCCUGAUCGGUAUCUUCGUCGGACAUGCAGACGGCUCCAUUCUCCUGGCCACGCAUGCCAGCAUCGCGUCCGAGUUCAACGACCUGGGCAACUCGAGUUGGCUGAUCACGGGCUUCGCCCUGGCUGGCGCAGCGACACAGACUCUGUACGGCAAACUAAGCGACAUUUACGGCCGCAAAACUCUCGUCAUCGCAGCCUAUGUCAUUUUUGUCGUUGGAUGCUUCUUGGUCGGCAUCGGCCAAACAAUGUGGCAAGUUAUCCUCGGCCGCGUCAUCUCCGGCGCCGGAUCGUCCGGUAUGACCGGUCUUGUUUCCAUUCUCAUCGCCGACCUGGUCCCCAUUCGCGAAGUAGCCGCCUGGCGCGCCUACGUCAACCUCGUGGCAACCCUCGGCCGCAGCAUCGGCGGCCCCCUGGGCGGGUGGCUCGUCGACAUAAUCGGCUGGCGCUGGUCCUUCUACAUCCAAGUGCCACCCAUCCUGUCCGCCAUUUUUCUCAUCAUUUGGUGUCUUCCCGAGACGAAGUCUGAGUCUUUAGAAUAUGACUCCGACGAAGAGGCCGCCGCGCGCCGACUGAAGAGCAAGCUCAGCCGGGUGGACUUCAAGGGGAGCAUCCUGUUUGCGCUGGUGGUGCUGACGUUCCUGUUGCCGGUUGAGUUGGGGGGCGUGGAAUUGCCUUGGACGAGUGGGCCGAUUCUGGGGCUGUUUGCGUUGAGCACGGUGCUGCUGUACGCAUUUAUCGUAGUGGAGAGGGGGCAGGAGGAGCCGAUUUUGCCGUUGGAGAUCUUUGAGAGGCAGGAUGCAGUCAUCUCGUAUAUGAUUUUGGGGCUGCAGACUGCUGCGCAGGUCGGGCUUAUGUUUUCCGUGCCGCUGUAUUUCCAGAUCACCGCUCGCGCAUCCAAUACCGUUGCUGGCGCGCACCUCGUCCCGGCUGUGGUGGGCAACGCUAUUGGUGGUGUUAUCUCUGGGUUGAUCAUCAAGCGGUCCGGCCGCUACAAAGUCCUAAUCAUCUCCUCCGUCACCGUCUCUUCCAUCUGCUACUUGCUCCUCAUGGCCCGCUGGCACGGCAACACUGGCUUCUUGGAAUCGCUCUACAUCUUUCCGGGUGGCUUCGGCACCGGCAUAGCCCAAUCAGCAGUCUUCAUCUCCCUUCAAGCGGUUGUCGACCAAUCUCACAUGGCUCCCGCAAUCUCGUUCAUGUAUCUGUCCAGCACUCUGGGCGUGACGGCCGGCUUGCCGGUUAUUAAUGCUGUGCUGCAGACUGCGCUGCGCAGGAGUUUGGGGUGGAGGUUGCCUGCGCUGGGGUUGGGGGGAGAAGAGGCUCGGAAGAUUAUCGAGAACGCUGUUUCGGACGUCGACUACCUGGAUCAAAUCACCGGUAAGAGUGCUGACCCAUAG
Molecule: messenger RNA, 1605 nt
Organism: Thermochaetoides thermophila DSM 1495
Lineage: Eukaryota; Fungi; Ascomycota; Sordariomycetes; Sordariales; Chaetomiaceae
Exons: 11
Coding region: 1-1605 (534 amino acids)
Biological process (GO): basic amino acid transport; transmembrane transport
Cellular component (GO): fungal-type vacuole membrane
Molecular function (GO): basic amino acid transmembrane transporter activity
Source: RefSeq, a predicted model, not a curated record